Helianthus annuus (common sunflower) is the source of this 2006-nucleotide messenger RNA. RefSeq lists its product as uncharacterized. Gene Ontology annotation, molecular function: calcium ion binding. Lineage: Eukaryota; Viridiplantae; Streptophyta; Magnoliopsida; Asterales; Asteraceae. The record is from RefSeq and is a predicted model, not a curated record. The transcript has 4 exons. The coding region runs from base 260 to 793 and encodes 177 amino acids.
AACAAGUUGCCAAAUUAUUAUUCUUAGGUUUAUAGAUUUCAGAACUGUUUUUUUUUAUAUGCUAGAAGAGAUGAAGUAUUAAUAUGCGUAUCAGAAUUUAUGUGAAUGUUUUGGAUUUAGUUGAUCUGAUUAGUUUUCUAUUUUACUUAAUUAAUUGAUAAAUGUUGACUAGUUUAGUUGAUUAAUAUGUGUAUCGGAAGUAUCAGAAGAGGGUCAAUCAUGGGUCGCUAAGCCCGUUAGGGGCCAAAGUUGUUUAUUCAUGGCAUCGCGUCAAGGCAGCGUGGUUGCACAAAUGAUGGAUCCAAUGGGGACUCUAUUCGGAAGUGUUCACGAGAAACAGAACGAAACCGGAAGCAUGAUCUUCCCAAAUUUCGGAAGCAUGUUUCAUGGCGAACAACAUAAAGCCGAUAACUGGGAUGUAGAGAGUAACCACGAAAAGGGGAACUUAUCCGUGGACGAAACUAAUGAUAAUGUAAAAAGCCCGCGUAAUUCAACUGGUGUAGAUAAAGACAUGAUUGCUCCUGUUUCUAGGAGUAUGUUAAACGCAGACAUCAACGAGUGUGACGAUAAAAGCAACCUCCAUUGUUUUGGGCGUUGCAUAAUUAUUAAUAUAGCAGGGAGCUACAACUGUACAUGUUGGCCAGGAUACACCGGUGAUGCAAAUAUACCAGAUGGUUGUCGACCAAUCUCUAAUGGUUCAAAAUUUACAGUCAUGGUAUUCACAUUAGCUCUAGUGUUUGGUUUCCUGGCAACAUUAUUGGGGGUCACUGGAAUUUUCUUUGGCAUAACGUAGCCUACCCAUUUGGUAUCGGUGUAGGCUCCGGUUGCUCCAUAGACGAGUCGUUUGACCUAACGUGCAACACGACUUACGACCCACCGAAGCUAUUCACACUAGUACAGUUGUUUGACCUAAGACUGUUUUGUCUCGAUUGCUUUCUAAUGUGACCGACGAGUGUAAAGCUAGUUUGACUCAGGUAAUUAAAAUGUUUGAGGAGGGAAAACUUUUGUUUGAGAAGUAUUGUUCACUUUAAGGGAUAUGAUGGGCCUCGAUCUUCUUGUACAAGCUGUAGCUAUUGGUAAAGGAAAACAAGACCUUACUAUCAAGACCAGAACGCGAUUAAGAAGUAAAAAAGUUGAAUCUACAUGUUCGUCUCUUAAAACAGAAGAAAUUGUUAAUAUUUUGGAAGAUCGAAUUGGAUUAAGCAAAACGUGGCUAAAUGAGUUCUUCUGGGCCACUGGGUGGCCUCGACUUUUGGCUAGAGGAUGGCACUAUGAAAAGGCUAGAAACUAGGCGUUCGAAAACUCGAAGAAUUUAGUGUUUCUUGCACCUGGUGUGACAAAGUUUUCAAGGAGGGAUCUGGUCAAAGGAAGUCAAUAUUUUGACUCGUUGACUGAAGUGCUAAAUAACGUUGCAUCUGAACCGCACCUUCUUGAACACAAACCUGACAAGGGCCGGUGAGUCGCGCCACAUGAAACACACGGGUCAGAUGAUGAACAAGAUUCAAUGAAAUGUACGGUUGUGGAUACCAGUUUGGCUGGGCUUGUUAAAGUUAGAGAGCUCAAAAGUUUGACUGAUUUUAGACCUACAGAUAUGCAAGCAUCGGUUGGUGUUUCUGGAGAAAGCGAACAUGACACAACAGAAGAAUCUCAAAAUGAAGAUGUGAACCUUAACACACUGGAAAACACCAAAAUGGAUCUCCCUACAGAUGGCAGCCAGCAAGAAAACUGAAGUUGGUAUUUAAACAAAAAACAAAAUGUCAAACUGUUGACGAUAUUAAAAAUGACAACACUCGUGGUGAAGAUGAAGAUAUGCUACAUGUUCCAAACAUCUUUACACGCACGUUACAAUACUUUUCACUACAUUAACAACGCUUAGGGUUGUAACAGUUCCAAUCGUGCACAUGUUAGAUUUGAAUUCGUUUUUUUGGCUGAAAAAGUUUAUGUAUCUAAAUUUUAGUAUAUUGUUUGUACAAAUAACUAUCCAAUAAGAAAUUAUAUUUCAUAUA